This is a messenger RNA of Lucilia sericata (common green bottle fly), 2607 nucleotides long. RefSeq names its product keratin, type I cytoskeletal 10-like. The transcript has a single exon. The record is from RefSeq and is a predicted model, not a curated record. Bases 57 to 2357 code for a protein of 766 amino acids. Lineage: Eukaryota; Metazoa; Arthropoda; Insecta; Diptera; Calliphoridae.
UCCAUUAAAUCAGCAGAAUUGCAAGUGCAAUUGAACUUUAAAGCUAAAUCUGAAAGAUGAAGUUAAUUUCUAAGAUUUUUGUACCGGCCUUAAUAUUUGUCUUAGUCGCUCAUCAUUCUUCCACUGAGGCUAAAGCCCUGUUAGGAUUACUUGGUGGAAGUACCAGUGGAGGAUCUACUAGUUUACUGGGUGGAGUACCUUUAGUGGGCGGCUUACUUGGUGGUUCUGGAGCGACCUCAGGUGGACUGGUAGGAGGCUUACCUUUGGUAGGAAAUUUGGCCGGAAAUUUACCUGUGGUUGGAGGUGUACUUGGUGGUACGACAGGAUCUUCGGUUGGCGGUAAUUUACUUGGCGGUUUGCCUUUGGUUGGUGGCCUACUUGGUGGUAGCAGCGGUGGUUUACUUGGAGGUCUACCUUUGGUAGGUGGCUUAGUGGGAGGUUCAACAACCACCAGUGGAGGUAUACCCAUAGUAGGUGGUUUACUUGGCGGUUCCGGUGGUUUACUUGGAGGCUUAGGUGGUGGACUUUUAGACGGUGUGGUUCAAACAGUUGGUAAUACUGUUGGCAACUUAGCUGGCACAGCCUUUAACGUAGUUAAUACUGCUGCUAAUCUUGUUGGAAAUACUCUAGCAGCCGCUCUUAAUUUAGUCACUGUUAUACCUGCCAGCGCCCUUAAUAUCCUUACAGGUACUUUAGGCUCUGCACUCGAUUUAAGUGGCAACUCACCUAUAUCAAUCGUAAGUUCACUUGGUACCGUAUUGGGAGAUUCAUUUGGCGGACAGGCACCAGCUGGUAUUCAGUCUACUGUUAUAGCUCAAGGUAGUGAAAUAGAUACUCUAUUGGUUUUGCUUUAUAACGCAGUACAGCUAAAGAAUGACUUGGAAGAAAAAUUGAAAACGGCUGUGGGAGCAGAAAAGGAUUCACUUAUGCUUAAGUACAACCAACAAGUUUCUAUUAUCAGUAAUCUUGAAGAUCGUUUGACACAAAAAUCCGCUGGCUUAAAACUUCUAAUUGAUUCAGCUAACAAUGUUGCUGCCCAGCUACCCAAAGUUACUCUCCUAGAAAGUCAGGUGGCUGACUUAAAGGCUCAGUUGGCAGCCGCUUCAGGCGCACAAAAAGAACAAAUAACAAUUACUCUAAAUGCCCAAGAGACUGCCUUAGAUAACAAAUAUAGUGAUUUACUCAAUCAAUUGAAAGCAUUUAUCGAAAGUGGUUUGGAAAAUGCCAUAAACACUAUACAAACAACAGCACCUUAUUUACCAGCCGAUGUAAUGUCUCUUUUAGGCAACAAAUUGAAUGCAAUAACAUUAGCUUUGAAUAGUGCCUUUGGUGAACAAAUACCCAAUUUGGGUGGUCUAAUUCCCGAUUUGGAUGGUCUGAAGGCAACUUUAGUUGCUUUAGCCCAAAAUGUUCCAGCUCAAUUGUCACAAGUGAGUAGUUUAAUAAACACCAUAGCUGGUUUAGGCCAAAAAUUCCCCACAGCUACACCCGAAGAACAAGCUGCUAUUUCUGCUACUUUCCAACAAGCCAUGGCUGCCUUAAAUGACAAUUUGACAGCGGUAUCAGGAACAAGCUCAUCUAUAAAAGGUUUAGUUGAUUUAGCAAAACUGAUUGUUGCUCGCUUGUCUGAUGUGAAUGCCUUAAAACAACAAUUGGCAACUGCUUCACCUGAUCAGAAACCUCAAAUUGCCGCUCAAUUGGAUCAAAGACAAAAUGAACUUGGUGCCAUUAUUUCAAAAAUGUUGCAAUUAACCCAAACUGUUGCAAACGAUAAUACUGGAGCUAUUAGCAUGAAUACAAUUAACAUUUUAAACAAUGGCCUUUCACCAUUAGUAUCAUUAGCAAAGAAUGGAUUUGAAACUGUUUUAAAUACAGCAGGUGCAGCAGCUGGUUUAGCUGCUGGCUUAGUUAAUGGUGCAGCUAAUUUAGUAACCAAUGCAGCUGGAACUGUAGUCAAUGGUGCUGCUAAUUUAGUAAACACUGCAGCAGGAAGCUUAGCUAAUGGUUUCAACUUAGCAACUGGUUUGACUGGAAAUAUUGUGCCUGGUGGUAGCACCUAUAUUAGCGGUAGCGCUUCACCAACUGUUACAUACAGCAGCAACAUGGUUCCAUCUUCUGGUAUUACAUACACCAGCAAUGUGGUUCCCUCUUCUGGUGUGACUUACACCAGCAAUGUAGUCCCAUCAUCAGGUAUGACCUACACCAGCAACGUAGUGCCAUCUUCCGGCAUGACCUACACCAGCAACGUAGUGCCAUCAUCAGGUAUGACCUACUCUAGCAACAUGGUUCCAUCUUCUGGUAUGACUUACACCAGCAGCGUAGUCCCAUCUUCCAUGACAUACUCCACCGUUGGUUAACCUAUCUUCGUGAAAGGCAGCAAGUUUUAAAACAUAAACGAUAAACCUACGAAUGUUCUAUUAUACAUAUAAACUUAAAUUUGUCAAUUUGUAAAUUUUUUUCUUAAUUUUUAAUAAUAUUUUUUGUAAUAAUGAUUUUAAAUAAAUAUUAAAACAUAUAUUCAGAGAAAAAUAUUAAAAUAAAUCAUAUUGUUGUAAAUUGAUUUGAUUAAUUUAAAUUUUUUAUUAUGGAUAUUGGUCAAUUUUCAAA